This is a messenger RNA of Misgurnus anguillicaudatus (oriental weatherfish), 2214 nucleotides long. It is a transcript of the gene slc38a11, whose product is annotated as solute carrier family 38 member 11. Gene Ontology annotation, molecular function: L-amino acid transmembrane transporter activity. Gene Ontology annotation, biological process: amino acid transmembrane transport. NCBI's taxonomy places the organism in Eukaryota, Metazoa, Chordata, Actinopteri, Cypriniformes, Cobitidae. Gene Ontology annotation, cellular component: membrane. The record is from RefSeq and is a predicted model, not a curated record.
UAAAUCUGAACACACCAUUUUAUAUAGAGUCUUACUUGAAAUCACUACAUGGCCUUUUUUAAUUUCAUUGAAUGACCCAGGACCUAAAAUAAAGUAAAACAUAUUUUAGUUGCUUUAUUCUGAGAUAACGAGGGCAUGUUGGUAGGAUUUUAGUCAACUAAACAACAAACGUGCCCUUUGCACUAUCGCAAAGUUUUAUGAAGGCUGUAAACUCUGAACACGAAUGCUUGUGGCUCCCCCUAGUGGACAAACAUCAGCAUAACAAUUACAAACUGCUUUUCAAACUUCAGAAAGUAAUUUAAACUUUAUUUUAUGAAUUACAGUAAACCACAAACAAACUAUCACUAAGUUCUAAAAUAGUAAGUUGAAAUAACUUGUGCACCCAGUUUAUAAAAAAAUAUAAAAAUGUAAUUCAGCUGUAAUAGCUGUAUUUGAUUUCUAUAAAUACAAUUUACCGUAUUUAUAUUGUUUUUUCCUACUACAUAUUGUAUUGUUCACAGCUUUGCAAAAAUGUGGAUUACUAAGCUGUUGAGGUAGAAACUUGUGGAAGAAGUUAAACAAAGAUCAUCAGAACCAAUGUAUACAAACAUAGAUGUUCAUGCUAUUAGACAAUAAAAUUUAGCCACAGACCAUUUGUAAAAUAUCACAAAUGAAAUGGCAUGUUUUUCUAAACUACAGGUCCUUUCUCCCAUGUUGUGGGAUUAUUGGAUAAGACUGUUGAGCAAGUAGGUCUAUUAGUUCAUGGUCUAAGGCGGAUUAAUGUUUUUGUGUAUCAAUGAAGAAAGAAAUCACUUUCAAAGACAUUCAAUGUUUGAGAGGAACCAGCCGGGGGUAUUUUUUAUUCAGUGGGCGGAAUGAAUGAAUGAAGUGAAGCGAGUUUUACCGGCGCUCGAGUCCGUGACAUGAACAUCCAUACAGAUCGAUUUAAUGGAAAACAAUGACAGAGAAAAACGCGUCGAACAGACGGAUCAUGACCGAGAUGUUUUGUUGCAAAAGGACACGGAUAAUAGAGGAACAAGCUCGCUAUCCUCAGCCUCUUUUAAUUUCAUAAACUCCAUCAUCGGAUCCGGAAUUAUCGGUUUGCCAUACUCUAUGAGUCAGGCAGGUCUCCCAUUGGGCCUUCUGUUGCUUAUUCUGGUUGCCUUCAUCACAGAUUACUCCAUCAUCCUGCUGGUUAGAGGAGGAAAUCUGUCUGGGACUCAGAGUUAUCAAACUCUGGUGCAAAGCACAUUUGGCCUGACGGGAUAUUUCAUUCUCUCUGGUUUGCAGUUUAUGUAUCCAUUCAUUGCAAUGAUCAGCUACAACAUUAUAACAGGUGAUACACUGACCAAAGUUUUUAUGAGAAUCCAAGGAGUUGGACCAGAAGACAUUUUGACACAGAGACAUUUUGUAAUUUUGAUGACCACUAUUUUAUUCACUACCCCUCUGUCUCUUUACAGAGAUAUAGCAAAGCUGGGAAAGGUAUCUUUAUUGUCCAUGCUUUUGACUGCUACCAUCCUCAUCAUGGUAAUCGUGAGAGCAGCCACACUUGGACCACAGAUACCUCCAUCAGAUGAUGCAUGGGUGUUUGCCCGCUGGAAUGGCGUUCAGGCAGUUGCCGUCAUGUCGUUUGCCUUUAUCUGCCACCACAACAGCUUCAUGAUCUUUGGGUCACUGCAGGAGCCCACGUUGAGUAACUGGUCUCUGGUCACGCAUGUGUCCGUGGGCUCAGCUCUUGUGGUCAGUGCAGUCUUUGCAGCUGCGGGUUAUGCAACUUUUACCGGCUACACACAAGGUGAUAUAUUUGAGAACUACUGCAGGAAUGAUAACUUGGCCACGUUCGGUCGAUUCUGCUAUGGUGUCAGUAUAAUCACCACAUUCCCUCUGGAGUGCUUUGUAACCCGUGAGGUGGUCUCGAAUAUCUUUUUCAAAGAAGAACUCAGUAACACUGCCCACAUCAUUGUUACCAUGGUCAUUAUAUCAGCAGGGACUGCGAUAUCCCUCUGUUAUGACUGUCUGGGUAUCGUACUGGUACUAAAUGGAGUUCUGAGUGCGACACCCCUCAUCUUCAUCUUCCCCUCUGCCUGUUUUCUGAAGCUCUCAAAUGGCAGCUGGUUUCGUGGGGAAAACCUCAUUCCCAGCAUCAUCCUGGUGGCGGGUGUUUGCAUCAUGAUAAUCGGUGUCAUCAUGAUGGCGCUCUUCCCUCGGUUCUCAGCACCACCAGCAGUUUCCUAA